Molecule: messenger RNA, 3401 nt
Organism: Alligator mississippiensis (American alligator)
Lineage: Eukaryota; Metazoa; Chordata; Crocodylia; Alligatoridae
Exons: 2
Coding region: 709-1671 (320 amino acids)
Source: RefSeq, a predicted model, not a curated record
CUGCACCUGUCUAUAAAUUGCAGCUCUCCCCUGACUUGUGAGGACACUGGCCCCCAGGCUAACGGGAAGCGUGCCAAGUGCCUCCACACACAGUCUCUCCACACACACACUUACCAAAACUGAAAAAUCUGUCCUUUCUUAAGGCCUAAAUUUUUGUCCAGAAAAAUACCCUAAUAAAAUACUUCAAUGUGGAGAGCUAGAAGAAUUCUUCCGACGCCUGCGCCUCAAAGAAUAUUUCCACAACCGAACUGAACCCACUCCCUACAGCAACUCAUCCUCUGACAACAUUCAGGAAAGGAUCAAUGCCAAAAAGCCCCAAAAAACAUCAGAUUGGACACCUCGCAGUGGACGAAACCCUAACCUUGACCGCUACAUUGACUGCUUCAGGGAAAGAAUGAACAAUGAAAUAAUCAGCAACGCGCCACCACAACAGCCUCUUUCCACCAGAGAAAAAGGCCACAGAAUCUCUAAGAUCCGACCACCAAACAGUAAUAAAACCAGCAGAUAAAGGAGGAGCCAUAGUCAUCCUAAACCGUGAGGAUUACAUAAAGGAAGCCAAGAGACACCACCUACUACAAAGAACUACAAGAAGUUCCUACUCCCCUUUUCACCAAAAAACUCAACAAUACCAUCAAAUCAUUUCCAUCAAGACUACAAGAAAAACUACAGACCUUGAUCCCCCCGCUACCUAACCCGGGGACUUUUUACAUGCUCCCUAAAAUCCACAAACAAGGGAACCCUGGCAGACCUAUCAUAUCCAACCAUGGGACCCCAACUGAGGAAAUAUCAGGUUUCGUUGAAUCAAUCCUAAAACCGCUUGUCACCCACAGAGCAAGUUUUGUCCAAGACGCUACAGAUUUUCUACGGAAACUUAAAAACAUAGACCACCUUCCCAGCAACACCCUCCUGGCCACCAUGGAUGUUACCAGCCUAUACACCAACAUCCCACACCAGGAUGGCAUCCAAACCUGCCGUACAUAUCUACAGGAAAAAGAUUACAACUCAGAAUACAGACCCAAAGAUAUCACUGAGCUUAUACACUUCAUCCUCACACACAACAAUUUCACUUCUGAUAAUCAACACUUCCUCCAGAGGAUGGGAACAGCUAUAGGCACUAAAAUGGCCCCACAGUAUGCCAACCUUUUUAUGAGCCACCUGGAAGAAGACUUCCUCAAGAACUGCACCAUCAAACCCUUGCUAUACUUAAGAUACAUCAAUGACAUCUUCAUCAUUUGGACUGAAAACCUGCAAUCUCUGAUUGAGUUCCACCAGAAAUUCAGCAAUCCCCAUCUCUCCAUCCGACUUUCCCUAGAAUACUCCAGCACCAGCAUCUCCUUUUUAGACACGAUGAUCAGUAUCCAGAAGGGUAAAAUACAGACCACAGUAUACAAGAAACCCACAGACCAACAUACAUAUCUGCACAGAACCAGCAAUCACCCGAAACACACCAAAAAACCUGUGAUAUACAGCCAAGCCCUCAGAUCCCACCGCAUCUGUACUGAAGAGCACACCCGGGAUCGCCACCUCACCAAUCUUAAAAAGGCUUUCACCCAGCAAGGACACUCCUCCAGAGAGAGAGAUCGCACGUUUGAAAGAGCCACUUGGAUACCACGUGAAGAACUGCUGCAGUACAGAAGAAAACCCCCACAAAUCGCACACCACUGGUUAUGACAUAUCACCCCUCCCUCAAACCCGUACGGAAAAUCCUCAAAAAAUUGCAACCCGUACUAGAAAGAGACCCAAUUCUUAAAGAGCUCUUCCCAGAGCCACCCAUCCUAGCCUUUAAACAAGCACCGAACCUCGCCAACCUCAUCACCAGAAGCAAACUUCCUCAAGCCCAGACCACACCAAAAGGAUCCAGACCGUGCCAGGACAAGAAAUGCAAAACCUGCCAACACAUCUCCACCACCCCCACUAUUACUACACCCCACAACAGAGCCAUCAGCACCCCAGGAUCUUACAGCUGCACCUCCAGAAAUGUGAUAUAUCUCAUCCAAUGCACCAAAUGCCCUGAUGGAAAAUACGUGGGGAGACCAAACAACAACUGCGCACCAGAACGAACGCACACCGGACAUCUAUCAAAGACAGAAAUCCCAGAUUAUAAUGCAUCAAAAAUCCAAUGUCUAUGUUUAGUCCAUGAUCUCUAGUAUCCAGGAGGUUGGUGAAAUGGAGCUCAUAGGCUCGUCUCUGGGAAGUGGUGUGUACGUUUCCUUUGAGGAUCAGGACUGCGAGAUUGGAGAGAGAGUCGCUCUCCUGUGAGAAAUGUGCCCCCACCGGUAAUUGCGGAUUUCUGUCUUCGUGUCAUCCCAAAUGGGCCUAGCCUCUCGCUGAACCAACACAGGAAGAGGCGUACAAACAAGGGAAGCUCGGGCAGGCCCCAAGGAGGACUAUACAAGGAUGGCCGCAUUUGCAGGGAACAGACAGGAAAGGCUAAAGUGGCGACCAAACUUAGAUUAGCAACAGAAAUCAAGGACAACCAGAAGUCCUUCUUUAGGUACGUGGGGAACAGGAGGAAAAUAAAUGGGAGUGUGGAGCCAUUGCUCAACAAUACAGGAGAGCUGGUUACCAGCACCCAGGAGCAAGCUGAACUCCUGAAUGACUACUUCGCCUCGGUCUUUCACUGGACCAAGGGGAAAACAGCGCCAGGUGGAGUACAGGAUGAGCACGGCAGGAAUAACUGCCUUCCUACUAUUGCCGUAGAAUUGGCGUGUGAUCAACUAAAAAUAUUAGACAUGGACAGGUCAGUGGGACCAGGUGAUCUUCAUCCAAGAGUGCUGAAGGAGCUGGCCGAAGUCAUUGAGGAACCCUUGGUGAAACUCUUCCACAACUCGUGACGCUCUGGAGAAGUCCCUGAGGAUUGGAAGAGGGCCAAUGCUGUGCCCAUCCACACGAAGGGCAGGAGGGAGGACCCGGGUAACUACAGGCCACUCAAUGACCUUCAGUCAACUGAAAUCUCAGAGGAAUCAGCCUUAUCGCAAACCAAACAUUUGUUCGGACUGUUCCUUAUUAUGCUACUGAUUAUCUAAUGCAGGAAGAAAGAAGAGAAAAAUAAUUUGCAUUUCUCAGCUGUGAGGCCUUUUGUGUAGUGAGAUCAUGAGACAUUUUUGCCACAAGGGUGACCAAUAACAUUGUCCUGGAGAUCACCGGGGAUCCUGCUCCAGAGGACCAGGCGAAUGGGAGCUCUGUCGCCCUUCGGACGUAUGCAGCCACUCGUGGAAGCGUGCAACCCCCAACCGCUACACGAGCUGGGCCUGGGACCCGGGAGUCCAGGGGUGGGAGCUGCGACCUUGGUGCCCAUCGAGGGCAGCCACAGCUGUCUGUGCCCUGGCAUCCCCAUGGGGCCCCUAAUCUGCAUGGGCUUUGCUCAAGCCAGUGGGCACCAGCCCAGUGUGAGUCCUGAC